AUGUCAAAGAACCGAGUUUUUAGUGAGCAUGCUAUUAAAAAUAAUCAACCACGUAAAUGGUGGUAUCGCCGUCGAAUUACAAUCAUUAGUAUUUUUGUCAUCAUUUUAAUAAUUUUUGGAAUUACACUUGGUCUAUUGUUAAAAUUUGUGAUUCUUGCACAGAAUAACUUACAAAACAUUAGCACUGCUACCGCAACACGAUUAUCAACGCCAUCAUUAAUAACAAUACCAAUAUCAACCUUACCAAUAACAUCGACAACAUCAUUGACAACUUCACACUCAUCAAUGUCAACAUUACUAUCUACGUCAACGUCAAUGACAACAUCUACAACAACAUCAACAAAAACACCUGCAACAACAUCUAUAACAAAGUCUACAGAAACAUCUACAAUAGUGCCUACAACAAUAUCUACAAUCAUGUCUACAGAAACAUCCACAAUAGUGCCUACAACAAUAUCUACAAUCAUGUCUACAGAAACAUCCACAAUAGUGCCUACAACAAUAUCUACAAUCAUGUCUACAGAAACAUCUACCACAACACCUACAACAACAUCUAUAUCAACAACAGCGUUUACAACAAUGACAACAGCAACAACAAUGUUGACAUCAACAUCAUCUUUAUCAAUAGCAUCAACGACUACCACUCACCAGCCAGGUAAGCUGUAA
Rotaria sordida is the source of this 666-nucleotide messenger RNA. Lineage: Eukaryota; Metazoa; Rotifera; Eurotatoria; Philodinida; Philodinidae. The record is from the annotation of a GenBank genome assembly.